UGUGCAGCUAUGUGUAACGCUGGUUGUACUGUAUACUGGGUAGCUUUGCACUGUGUAGCUGUGUAUAACUGUGUAAAAGUUACUGUGUAUAACGAUUACUGUGUAGCUGUGUGUACUGUGUAGCCGUGUGUACGGUGUAGCUAUGUGUACUGUAGCCUUGUAUACUGUGUAGCUGUGCGUACUCAGUAGCUUUGUAUACUCUGAAUACUAGUAGGUAGCUGUGUAUUCUGUGUACGGUGUAGCAACGUGUACAGUAGACACGCCUUGUGAGGCAGAGGCGAGGCUGUCCGCGUCCAGAUGACUAUGGCCUUAAGGCUAAUGCCAGUUUGUUGUCAGUGCGCUUAUGAUCUUUGAUUAGGAUGAAGGAUUUAUUACCCAGAGCAGUUUGUGAAGACAGUUAAUCUCCUGCCAUAGUGCUCUCCAGUUUUACACAAGCGCGUUUGGUGGCUAUAGCUACCAUGGGCAGGCUAAACAUAACAACACGUUGGGAUCCUUCACUCCACUGCCUACACGAGACCAUGGAGGAAGACCUCAAUCAUAUGGAAGAUGAGACUGCAUUCAGCAACACUGACACGAAUGGCGAGCGCUUGUCCGAGGCCAUGGAGCAGGACGACCCGUCCUUCAAGCGUUCCCGUAACACGGACGAGAUGUUGGAGCUCAGGGUGCUGCUUCAGAGCAAAAACGCCGGAGCUGUGAUCGGAAAAGGUGGCAAGAAUAUCAAAGCCCUUCGUACAGAUGUGAUACAAUGCAGUGUGUCAGUCCCAGACAGCAGUGGGCCAGAGCGGAUCCUCAGUGUGAACGCCAACAUCGACACAAUAGGAGACAUCCUGGUGAAGAUCAUCCCUACUCUGGAGGAGUACCAGCAUUACAGCGGGAUGGAUUUUGACUGCGAGCUGCGCCUGUUGAUCCAUCAGAGUAUGGCCGGGGGCAUUAUCGGGGUGAAGGGGGCCAAGAUUAAAGAGCUGAGAGAGAACACGGAGACCUCCAUCAAGCUGUUCCAGGAGUGCUGCCCCCACUCCACCGACCGGGUGGUGCUGGUCGGUGGCCGGCCGGAGCAGGUCGUCGAGUGCAUCAAGGUCAUCAUGGAGCUGGUGUCCGAGGCCACGGUCAAGGGCCGGACGCAGCCCUACGACCCCAACUUCUACGACCAGACCUACGACUACGGCGGCUACACGGCCGCCUUCGAGGACCGCGGCCGCCGGCCCCCGGGCGGCGGCUUCGCCCCGCGGCCCCUGAGGGGGGUCUUCGAGCGCAUGGCCCCGCCCCAGCGGCCGCCGAUGGCCCCGCGGCGGGAGUACGAGGACAUGAGCCCCCGCCGGGGCCCGCCCCCGCCCCCUCCCCCGCUGAGCAGGGUCGCCGGAGGGGGCCGGGCGCGGAACCUACCCCUGCCCCCCCCGCCGCUGACCAGAGGAGGGGGAGACCGGUUUCCCCACGGAGGCUACCACGGCAGCAUGGAUGACAGAAACAACGACCGAAGAGGCCGGCUGGGAGAGCCCUACGAAGGCAUGGGUGGAGGUUUUCACGACCGCAAUGCCAACUGGGAACCCUUUCAGCCUGGUGGCCGGGGCUCCUACGGGGACAUGAGUGGACCAGUCGUCACCACACAAGUCACCAUCCCCAAAGACUUGGCGGGGUCUAUCAUUGGUAAGGGGGGCCAGAGGAUCAAGCAGAUCAGGUCGGAGUCGGGGGCCUCGAUCAAGAUCGAUGAGCCACUAGAGGGCUCCGAGGACCGGAUCAUCACCAUCACAGGGACCCAGGACCAGAUCCAGAACGCCCAGUUCCUCCUACAGAACAGUGUGAAGCAGUUCUCUGGACGGUUCUUCUAAGACAACCAAGGACGUGGGGGGAAGGAGAAGCAAUACUGCCAUAACUGUUGGGCUCUUCUAUCCAUAUUCAACCUAUUCCUUUGUUUGGGAUAGACGUUGCCCCUUCCUCUUCAUCAUAAAUGGUCUGCUACGUCGAGUUUCCCAGCUGUCAAGUUACCAGCCUCCACCUUCUGUGCUGAUGUUUUCAUUUUACUUUAUUAGUUGUUUUUUUACUGGAUCCAUGUACUGUAAUUGGAGUAAACUCACUUGUUUGGUACCUUGUUUUAUUUUGUUACGUGUGCCCUAGCACCCCCUGUGCCACCGCUGUGUUCCAGUACAGCAGAAUGUCAUUUUAAUUUUCUGGAUUUUAGCUUUUCUCCAAAUUAUUUGGUACACUCUCAAAAGACCUUGAGCUGAUUCGUUCUUUUUUUUAAUGAGGUAAUUAUUUUUAAAUAAACCAAGGAGUAACAACCAAUUGUUAAAUGUAUAUCUUAAGCGAGAAAUCGAUUUCCAUACUUUUACCAACAAUUCUUCUAACACAAUUCUUUCGAAUGUUUAGGAAAAAAUGCACAAAAAUAGACAUGAUUUACAGUUUUUCUCAGUCGCUUUGGUACAUUUCUCAGAUCAGAAUUGAAAUUUGCAAAACAGUAAGUGCAUUUCUCAAAACAAUUCGUACAAUUAGCAAAACACCAUGGAUUUCAUGCAAAAGCAAGUCUCUUGCCCAAAAUCCUUAGUUUGUUUCUCAAAAGUAAAUAUCUGUGUCAAUGAACAUGUCAGUGCCAUCAAAAUGACAAGUCCUUGCGUCAUUGUGUACGGAUAAGACAGUCAAAUUGCUUAGUCAUGUUGUCAAUAUAACAGUGUACUCUGGAGGGAUGUUCUGAUGUAAACCAUGGCUAAAGUUUUGAAGACAAUUAUUGUAAAUUUUAAGUUACACCUUAGUGUAUGUGAGAGAUUGAUUGCAAGAGACUGGACAAGAUUCACAUUUACGCUUUGACUGUUUGUAUUGUAAUUUGUUGACAGACCAUGUCAUUGCAGGAAAUGUGAACAUAGGACAAUCUCCUUAGGGUAAACUGCAUGCAUUUCUGCAGACAAUGUAAAUUUGUGUUGUGCUCCAGCUAUAUAUAUACUUGCCAGUUCAUGGUUCAGGAGAUGCACCUUUGAGCUAUUCCAGUAAACUGGUUGAUCGUUGGUUGAUCUAACACUUCACACAUUUCCCUUCUUUAGAGAAAUCAAGAUUCACCUGGUAGCAAUUUACCAAUUCA
Gadus macrocephalus (Pacific cod) is the source of this 3067-nucleotide messenger RNA. Its product is annotated as heterogeneous nuclear ribonucleoprotein K-like. Gene Ontology annotation, cellular component: nucleus; cytoplasm. NCBI's taxonomy places the organism in Eukaryota, Metazoa, Chordata, Actinopteri, Gadiformes, Gadidae. The record is from RefSeq and is a predicted model, not a curated record. Gene Ontology annotation, biological process: regulation of mRNA splicing, via spliceosome; regulation of transcription by RNA polymerase II. Bases 459 to 1826 code for a protein of 455 amino acids. Gene Ontology annotation, molecular function: mRNA binding. The transcript has 16 exons.